This is a messenger RNA of Fusarium verticillioides 7600, 2197 nucleotides long. RefSeq lists its product as hypothetical. Gene Ontology annotation, cellular component: CCR4-NOT core complex; CCR4-NOT complex; P-body. The record is from RefSeq and is a predicted model, not a curated record. The transcript has 4 exons. Bases 389 to 1474 code for a protein of 361 amino acids. Lineage: Eukaryota; Fungi; Ascomycota; Sordariomycetes; Hypocreales; Nectriaceae. Gene Ontology annotation, biological process: mRNA catabolic process; negative regulation of translation.
CGCCAAACGAUCUCACCUUGCUUGCUUGGGUUUGAACCUCCCACUUACUUACUGUGCCCUGAUCAGCCCGACGAUACAACAGAGACCCUCUCGAUUGGAAUCUAGUCGAAAGGAGCCGUUAGCAGAUAUUACACAGUCCUUUCUCCAACAAAACUUUAGUUUCCUCACCGUUUAUUCCCCCUUCACCCAUUGGAAGUGUUUCGUGUACCUCCCUCCGCAUUUGCGCCCUCGAUUCAUCAACCCGAUUUCAAACUCGCCGCGCCUGACGAUCGACGGACCCUCCAGCCAAGCUUGCAUCGUUAACGAAAAGGAUUACUGCUCGGCUUGCAAGUCAUAAAACCGUAACCUCCGUUCCGAUCUCUGUCGAACAAGAAAAGAUACGCCCAUCAUGAUGCCAGCGGCGCACGUCUACGGACACCACCAAUUCAACCCUCAGGGAGGAGACUCGGCAUGGAUGCACCAGCAGCCUGGCGCGCAUCACGCCCAUACCCAGCAGCAACAACAACAGGUGGCCGCUGCAGCCGCCGCCGCCGUUCAGCAGCAGCAGCAGCAGCACUUCAACCGUCUUGCUGGCGCGGGUCAACUCCCCGGCCACGGUCAGGAUGCCGAUCACAGCAAUGUCUCGGAGGACAACCGGCGUACCAUGGCCUUCAUCGCCGAUCUUCUCAACGAGAACACUCGGGAGGCUGCUUUGUUGGAACUUAGUAAGAAGCGCGAACAGGUCCCUGAGUUGGCCCUCAUAUUGUGGCAUUCAUUCGGUGUCAUGACCUCCCUCCUCCAAGAGAUCAUUUCAGUCUAUACUCUUCUUAACCCAUCUCAGCUUACUGCAGCUGCCUCGAACAGAGUGUGCAAUGCUCUUGCCCUCCUCCAAUGCGUAGCUUCUCACAAUGAUACAAGGACCCUGUUCCUCAAUGCACACAUUCCUCUGUUCCUCUACCCCUUUCUUAACACCACUUCCAAAUCUCGGCCUUUCGAGUACCUCCGGCUUACGAGCCUGGGUGUUAUCGGUGCGCUCGUCAAGAAUGACUCGUCCGAAGUCAUCAACUUCCUCUUGACCACGGAGAUUAUUCCUCUCUGCUUGCGCAUCAUGGAGACAGGUUCGGAACUUAGCAAGACCGUAGCCAUCUUCAUCGUUCAGAAGAUCCUUUUGGACGACAACGGCCUGAACUACAUCUGUGCCACAUACGAGCGUUUCUAUGCUGUUGGUACGGUCCUCAGCAACAUGGUUGCUCAACUUGUCGAGUCACAGACCGCUCGUCUCCUUAAGCACGUUGUCAGGUGCUUCCUUCGCUUGAGUGACAACGCUCGCGCUCGUGAGGCUCUGCGACAGUGCCUUCCUGAGCCACUCCGUGAUGCCACUUUCUCGUCCGUUCUCCGUGAUGACGCAGCGACUAAGCGAUGCCUUGCCCAGCUGCUUAUCAACCUAUCGGACAACGUCGCGGAUCCUAACUCUGGUGGUGUGUCCAGCAUGUAAGAGCGGAGAGACUAAUAUCGGGACGGCUACGCAACCUCCCGUUGUGACAAUACAUACCCCUUGUGCAUUGAUACGGCGAUUCAUGAAGGACGGGCAAUUUUUAUUUUUAUGAUAUUCUGGGAAAAGCGAAGGGAUCAAAAGCAUAUUGCAUCGUUGAUACCCGCAACCCCUCCGGCUCGAAGCGCCGAGAGAAGUCCAGAGCUCCAGCAGAGCAACUGGAGCGACUUUUCUUACAACGCCGCUGACGGUUAUGGGACUUGCAUUCUGUUUCACAUACCUCGGAACUGGGUAAAUGAGGCUUCUAUCGAUCUGCCACAGAUCAGUAAGGCGUGGCGCAUCGUUCUUCUUACAUAGCUUUUCCAUCUAGCAAUCUUGGCUGCUCAAUGACCGAGCUUGAGACGGAUAGGAAGGACACUUUUGAAACGGGCUCAGUCUAAACAUACGAAGGAAGAUCUAUGGGUGGUUACUAAGGGGGGUUCAUGUAACAGGUAUAGGGAUAGCUAGCUGACUGCCGGCUGGAGAGGCGCUGGAUAGACUUGGGCGGAGGCACAUGGAAAGUCUUUAACAUGCCUGGUUUGGUGGUGUUUGGCGUUGGAUGGUGCAUCAGAGACACGGUGUUGGUCAGGUUUAGGGGUAUAUAUUGUAGGAAUUGCAGCUUUAUAAAAGAUGUGUUCAAAGUUGAUAUCAGUGAUGCUUGAGAGGAAACGCGGAGUAUAAGUCAUC